AUGACUGUGUCGUUGGUAUCCUCCGCACUGCGGCGGUCCUCUACUCAUAUUCACACUGGCAUCAGAAGCUUCUCCUGCUCAACCGCGAGGGAUGCCUCAUGGGGCUUUAUUGGGCUUGGAGCCAUGGGCUAUUCCAUGGCAAAGAACCUUCGAGCCAAGAUCCCUGAAGCCGACACUCUGACCGUCUUCGAUGUCAAUAAGUCUUCGCUGGAGAAGUUUUCACAAGAAGCUGUCCCUUCAAAGGUCGUAGUGGCCGGAAGUCCACGAGAGGUCGUUGAGAAUGCUGACUACAUCGUGUCGGCUCUGCCAGAGCCACGGCAUGUCAAAUCCGUGUUCGAGGACGUCCUGGCUACCUCUCUCCCAAAGCCUCCCACUCAAAACACGAGAAUCUUCAUUGACUCUUCCACAAUCGACCCAACAACGUCGCGAGAAGUGGCAAAACUCGUCCAAGAGAAGGCUGGAGCCAAGUUUGUCGAUGCCCCCAUGUCAGGAGGCGUCGUGGGUGCUCGAGCAGGAACCCUGACUUUUAUGAUCGGAGCAGAGAAGGAGGAUGUCCCCACCAUCAGAGAGAUCUUGCUUCACAUGGGCAAGAAGGUUUGGCACAUGGGACCUCAAGGAACUGGGCUGAGCGGGAAGUUGGCCAACAACUAUGCUCUUGCAAUCAAUAACAUUGCAACAGCAGAGGCAAUGAACCUGGGCAUGAAAUGGGGAAUUGAGGGCAAGGCUCUAGCAGAUCUUAUCAAUUCUGCCACCGGUAAAUGUUGGCCUAGUGAGAUCAACAACCCGGUGCCGGGCGUGAUUGAGACUGCUCCUGCAAGCCGCGACUACGAAGGUGGCUUUGGAGUGAGCCUCAUGAACAAAGACCUUCGACUUGCCAUGACAGCUGCGUCUGAAGCUGGGGCUAAGCUUGUGCUUGCCGAGAAAGCCAAAGAAGUAUAUGAUGAGACUGAGAAGGCUCACAAAGGCAAGGACUUUUCAGUUGUUUAUAGAUGGUUAGGCGGCAAGGAAUAG
Exophiala aquamarina CBS 119918 is the source of this 1011-nucleotide messenger RNA. Its product is annotated as 3-hydroxyisobutyrate dehydrogenase. Lineage: Eukaryota; Fungi; Ascomycota; Eurotiomycetes; Chaetothyriales; Herpotrichiellaceae. Gene Ontology annotation, biological process: L-valine catabolic process. Gene Ontology annotation, cellular component: mitochondrion. Gene Ontology annotation, molecular function: NAD binding; NADP binding; 3-hydroxyisobutyrate dehydrogenase activity. Bases 1 to 1011 code for a protein of 336 amino acids. The record is from RefSeq and is a predicted model, not a curated record. The transcript has 3 exons.